This is a messenger RNA of Cantharellus anzutake, 1052 nucleotides long. Its product is annotated as CMGC/MAPK protein kinase. Gene Ontology annotation, biological process: intracellular signal transduction; protein phosphorylation. Gene Ontology annotation, cellular component: nucleus; cytoplasm. Lineage: Eukaryota; Fungi; Basidiomycota; Agaricomycetes; Cantharellales; Hydnaceae. The record is from RefSeq and is a predicted model, not a curated record. The transcript has 10 exons. The coding region runs from base 95 to 856 and encodes 253 amino acids. Gene Ontology annotation, molecular function: ATP binding; MAP kinase activity.
UGAAUUAAUUCGGCAAGAAGGUUUCUUCUAGUUGUGUCCUUGCUUUGUUGCAUCGAGUUGGACGCAGAGGCGAUAAUACUCUGACUGCCAAAUAAUGUCACUCGAGAACUUUAAGGUCGACGAAAAUUACCAAGUGUUAGACGCAAUAGGCGAGGGCGCGUAUGGAAUCGUAUGUUCUGCUGUACAUAUACCGACGGGGCGCAAGGUAGCAAUAAAACGCAUAACUCCUUUCGAGCAUUCUCUGUUUGCGCUGAGGACGUUGAGAGAGGUCAAAAUACUGAAACAUUUCCGUCAUGAGAAUAUUAUCAAUAUCUUGGACAUCUUGCACCCCCCAAGUUUGGACGAAUUUAAAGAAGUGUAUUUAAUUCAAGAGCUAAUGGAAACAGAUUUACAUCGAGUUAUUCGAACACAAGAACUCUCGGAUGAUCAUUGUCAGUACUUCGUUUAUCAAACGCUAAGGGCCAUCAAGGCUCUCCACUCCGCCGAGGUUCUUCAUAGGGACCUCAAGCCCAGCAAUUUGCUGUUAAAUGCAAAUUGUGAUCUAAAACUUUGCGACUUUGGACUCGCACGAACCUCAACGCAGCCUACACCAGAGGCAUCAUCAUUCUUGACUGAAUAUGUUGCAACGCGAUGGUACCGUGCACCGGAAAUCAUGCUCAACUUCAAGAUGUAUACGAAGGCAAUCGACAUGUGGUCCGUAGGAUGCAUUCUUGCCGAGAUGAUCAGUGGAAAGCCGUUAUUCCCCGGACGGGAUUACCACCAUCAACUGUCUCUCAUACUGGAUGUCCUCGGCACCCCAUCGUUGGAUGACUUUUAUGCCAUCCAUUCUCCUCGUUCACGAGAGUACAUUCGGUAGGCGUUUCUGAUGGCUAUUGGUGCCACCCAAAACUACUUAUCAAGGUUUCUUGGAUAGAGCCCUACCAUUCCGGAAAAAGAAGCCUCUUGCGCUCCUGUACCCCAAUGCAAACCCACUUGCAGUUGACCUAAUGGAAAGAUGCCUAACGUUCAAUCCGAGACGACGUAUUGACGUUGAACAGGCUCUGGCCCAUCCG